Macrosiphum euphorbiae (potato aphid) is the source of this 213-nucleotide messenger RNA. The record is from the annotation of a GenBank genome assembly. Lineage: Eukaryota; Metazoa; Arthropoda; Insecta; Hemiptera; Aphididae.
AUGUUAGAAGACAUGAUCAAAGAAUCCAAAAUAGGCAGGCGCUGGAUCGAAGCCAUCCUACACCAACUCGACGAAAUCCUUAUUAGCAACAACCGCAAGGCCAGGGCCAGUUAUAGGGUGCUAGGCAAUUGUGAAGAACAACGGGACGAACUCCGUGCUUUACAGGAGCACGUGGGAGACCUUCAUAACGAUAUGGGGGCUCUGAAAGAAUGA